Messenger RNA from Pocillopora verrucosa, 1480 nucleotides. RefSeq lists its product as uncharacterized. Gene Ontology annotation, cellular component: nucleus. Lineage: Eukaryota; Metazoa; Cnidaria; Anthozoa; Scleractinia; Pocilloporidae. The record is from RefSeq and is a predicted model, not a curated record.
GAAUUCAAAAUGGCGGACGAAGAGAGAAGAAAGGGCGAAAAGAAAGGAACAAAAUCCAAGGGGAAGCCAAAAUUCCGCUGGAAGAAGCCGGCAAAUUUACUUAACAUUGGGAACAAAGAGAAGGGCCACGCAUUUGCUGAGAAACGGAAGAAGAUGGCUCUUAAGCAAUACAAAAAGCUACUAAGGAAAACAAGGGAGCAACAUGAGAAUCGUCAGUCAGCAGACAACAGAGAUAAUCCUCCACGUUUGCAACGUCCAACACGUGUCGCAGAUGUGAAUACAACUGGAAAGAACGAAACAGAAAGUCAGGGAGUGCGAAGACCAAAAUCUCAACAGAAGCGGAAACAAGUCAACAAAUUCAUGGCAGCUGAAAGUGAUUUUAAGAAAAGAAAAAUGGAGAAGGAACAGAUGAUUAAGGAAAGGGAAACAAUGAUACAAAAACACAGAGAGGAGGUUCAGGAAAAGAUGAAAAAGCGCAGAGAAACCUUUGGUCGGUUGAAUCGACGAACAAGGAAAGGCCAGCCAAUUAUGGCCAACCAAAUUGAACAUCUUCUUGAUAAGAUUCAAUCUCAGACUUAAAAAGUAGCAAUGCAAUAACUCAUAUGGGGAAAAUCACAGAUGAAUGCUGCUCUAGAGAAGUAUUGAUAACCAGAUUGAAGGAAAUAUAUUGAACCAAUGGUAUUGAGAUUGGCAACUGUUUGGACAUUAACUGUACAGAGCUGAUCCUUAGCAGCAAAUGUGGUUUAUGGAUAAAUAUGUUUUGAAGCUAUAUUCUCUCUGGCAAAUGGGUGUUAUGCCUUUGAUUGUACUUUGUGAGCUGUUACAAGAAGGUUUACAUGUGCUUCAUGGAUCUUUCAUGUGAAGUAAAAAAAUUGGAAAAUUUAUCAGUUCUCUCACAUUUAAAAGUGAUACUGUUGUCUUACAAUAGUAGUGGUCUGGUUCAAAGCUAUCAGUCAGAAAGUCCCUCAGCCUAGAACUUGCCAACAAUAGUAACACAAUUAUUAUCCUGCUCAGGAUUAUUGACAGAUAUUCGUGUUUCAGUGUUCACUCAUUCAAAAAUCUUGUAUUUUACAUGGUAUUUUAAGGCUUGUGAGCCACUCAUAAAGUGCAGCAUAAAAGCUGCUUGUGAUAUGUGGAAAAAAUACAAGAAAUCGCUCAAUGGGAUGGCGUCAAGCCUUAACCUUACAGAAGUGAUUAACAUCUUACUUUGUUUAAAUAUUGAUACAUUAUCCAGCUAGCUGGAUGUGUGAAUGAUAACUUCAAAUUCUCAGAACUGAUUUGUAAGCACAGUAAUUUGGCAUUAUCAACUGAGUCAGUUGGUAGCCAACUCAGUGGAUAGUACCAAAUUACCUUGUUAUAAUCUCCUGUAUAACACCACUGUUUCUUUAAAAUCUUACCUCCUUUAUUGAUUUGUAAUUAAGUCUGGCAAUUGUAAGGGCGAAUUACAAAACAGAUCCUGGGAGGUUAAAGGUCAAAUUGA